AUGCAGCUACGACUUCUUACCCCCUUGCUCGCCGUCGGGGCGACGCACUGGGUUGCAUUGCCGGAGUCCCAAGUCUUGGCGUUCGGUUACUCUCUGUAUGAGUCUGCGACGACGCAAGACUUUCUCGGGGCAGCGCCUAGAAAGCUGGCGCGCGCCGUUGCAGUGGAAGAGGAGGUCAGCGAGGAUUACGACGAAGAUGGGGAGUCCACCGAGUCAGGAGAUGAGGGAAGUUUCGGGACGCUGAGCUCGAGUCGGAGUCGUCUGACGGGCGUGUCACCCCGCAGGGUUACAAAGGGCGUUGUCGCAGCGGUUGCCAUUCUCGCCGUCACUGCAGCGACUCUUGGGUACCAGAUGUUCUACAACGCCCCUAGCGAUGUUCCAGAGGAACGUGCGACAAGCGGUGUCUCCGAGAACGCGAAGGAAGCCGGUGCGAAACCCCCGCGUGUCGCAACCUCCGCUGCCACAGGGGCGCCCCAACCGGCCGGUCGCGUGUCCAAGAAGCGCAUUAUCCUGGGAGCUGCGGUUGUCUCUGCAGCCACCCUCCUGUUCCUGUAUCAGAAAUUCGGACUCCCCCGAGCUCUCGAGGGACUGCUUGAGCGUGGUCAUGGCCUGGAAGGGCUGCUCGGCAGCCUGGACGGUUCGCGAUCGGCACCCGCCCCACGCGCUGCGGGGGGACAGCCCAAUUCGGGCCUUCGUGGGGCAGGGACGCCUAGCAGAUAUGUGACGCGUCACGCCACCACCACGAGGCAAGGCUCUCUGCCGGAUUUUGUGGAUUUCGUGUUCAAAGAGAUGCUAAAGUGGCCGAAUAAUGCUGGUCUCGCCCUUGGUGCGGCUAUGUUCCUAUACGGUGUGGUUGGGCUCUUCCAGCUCCAGAGGGCUAAAAAAGAAAAGCCGUUGAGCCCUAAGCUCCGGCAGCUAGCUAAUCGCAUGCACUUCGCCAACGGGACCGAGGCAAUGAUCCUUCAGAACGUGCAGUCCGUGAAGAACUUGGAUGUAGGCCAGGUGAUGGCGGAGAUAUCCCAAAAAGGAAAAGUGCACUCAAAACGGCCUUUCAGCGAAAAUGAAACCGAAGCAGCCAUGCUGCGGGUGCAAGCGUAUCUUCAAGAACUGGUGGAAGGAGCUGAGAAAGCAGCGAAGGAAGUCGACGCGACAGUGCAGACUAUCUCCAAGAAGUUGUCCGAAAAGAAGGUGCCCUCGACAGAGACCGACGAAGACCGCGCUCAUGUCGUAGAGGGGUUGGUCUCAAGGCUUGAGAGCGAAGAGGCCGUCCUGAAGGAAACGAUAGUGGAGUCGGGACAGGUGCUGGAGCGGAUUGCUCGCACUGUAGAUGCUGCUGCUGCAAGUGGCGAAUCGCUCUCGCCUACGGACGCCGUGACCCUCCUGGAGCAUCUGGCGAAACGUGAGAUCGCGCGAGUAAUUGUGGCGGACAUGCACAGUUUCCUGAAGGAGAAUACAGGCGGCGUUGAUCUACCGGUCGACGAAUCCAUUUUGUCGCCUACUUCCGAACCGGAACCUACAACCCCACAGCCGGAACAGCAGCGACCGGCUGAGGAUGCAGCGCCACGGACGACGACAGAGUCUGAGUCCAUGGAAGAGGAAGCGCCACGGACGACGACAGAGUCUGAGUCCGAGGAAGAGGAAGCUCCAGAGACGACGACAGAGUCUGAGUCCAAGGAAGAGGAAGCUCCAGAGACGACGACAGAGUCUGAGUCCAAGGAAGAGGAAGCUCCAGAGACGGCGACAGAGUCUGAGUCCAAGGAAGAGGAAGCUCCAGAGACGACGACAGAGUCUGAGUCCAAGGAAGAGGAAGCUCCAGAGACGACGACAGAGUCUGAGUCCAAGGAAGAGGAAGCUCCAGAGACGACGACAGAGUCUGAGUCCAAGGAAGAGGAAGCUCCAGAGACGACGACAGAGUCUGAGUCCAAGGAAGAGGAAGCUCCAGAGACGACGACAGAGUCUGAGUCCAAGGAAGAGGAAGCUCCAGGGACGUCCGAAUAA
Neospora caninum is the source of this 1998-nucleotide messenger RNA. RefSeq names its product putative megakaryocyte stimulating factor. The coding region runs from base 1 to 1998 and encodes 665 amino acids. The transcript has a single exon. The record is from RefSeq and is a predicted model, not a curated record. NCBI's taxonomy places the organism in Eukaryota, Apicomplexa, Conoidasida, Eucoccidiorida, Sarcocystidae.